Alternaria arborescens is the source of this 978-nucleotide messenger RNA. RefSeq lists its product as hypothetical. The coding region runs from base 1 to 978 and encodes 325 amino acids. NCBI's taxonomy places the organism in Eukaryota, Fungi, Ascomycota, Dothideomycetes, Pleosporales, Pleosporaceae. The transcript has 2 exons. The record is from RefSeq and is a predicted model, not a curated record.
AUGGGAAAGAAAAGAGCUGACCGUGUUGAACUUAACAAAUACAUCCAAUCUCUUGGAUUGGAGACUUAUGGGAUAGAUCCCAACCACAUAGUAAGAAACCCAAUGUCCAACUACAGGCCAGUCUAUGCGCUAUAUACAGUUGGACUGCAGGCUCUUUUCGGUUUAUUGAUGCGCCAUCAGAUACAGGAUAAUCUAAUUGAUCCAUCAGAUCCGAAUUCGCUUAGCAAAAAGAUAGACGAGUUUCUAAAGAAGGACGGUCCCAUGAUAUGGCCUGAACCAGGUCCUGGAGAAAAACGUCAUCUGCUCAAACCGCAGGACGGUAUCAGCUAUGUCCGCGAUCUGAUCUAUCCGCGAGACAGCGUCAUCCUGAAAGAGCGCCUGCUGGCCAUCUUGCUUUGCCAGGGAGCCAGCUCUGAGACAGACUCGGAGUUUGAUCCUGACGACACAAUCGCUGUGGACAUAUUAGGAACGAAGAGAGGCGACUUUGACAAGAUAAACGACGAGACUGCUAGUCAACGCACAGAAUCUGAAGAGGGAGAAACGGAUAACAAUUUUAAUGAAUCUGAAGACUCAGUAUUGGACAGCAGAAUAGCAUGUCAAGCUAGCAAUCGGAACACGAAUCCAUCCGACCCUGCUUUCAAGGUUGAGCUGCGACUUUAUCGCAGCAAAAAGCGACGCGCUCUAGUCGGCCCAGGCACAACUUGGUCCUACGCAAACCUGAUGCUCACGGAAGGAGCCAAGUCAUGUGAGGACUUAUUUGUCCUCAUAUGCGACGAGAUCGAGGCUGACUGCAGCUUUGUCAUCUUCCACUUGCCAGAAGAUAUGUCUAUGGAGGGUUCGGUGCGCAUCGAUCGAGAAUCUAGAGAAUCUGAGUUGUUAUUUCGCCGCAUCCGAUCUAUCCUGCAAAGAGCAAGGAGAUUUCCAUGCGGUCCUUUGCGUCGUUCAGUCGAGGUAGAAGUCGGCUUAGGAACUGAUUAG